AGCAAGACAUUCUUUGUAGGGAGAGGGGAGGCCAGGGACCAGAAAAACAAAACAAAGGAGGACCAGAGUUACUUAGAAAGUUAAGGCCUACAUUAGGUGGCUACAUUACAGAUAACAGUCCAUGAGACUAUAGUGAAGUGGAUUUCAGUUUAUUUUUAAGAGCGGUCCCCACCGGCAGGCAAAUUAAUCAGGACUCAUAGGACAGUUAACUGCAGGCUUUUGUUAUUUCAGCUUCUUCUCUAAAGAUUCAACACUCUCUGGCUUCUGUCUGGAUUGCAAGCCAGGAUGCCCUCCAAUGACAGUAAAGCCCUCAAGCUACAGUUUGGACUUAUUAAUCACGAAAAUCGUUAUCUAACCGCGGAGGCCUUUGGCUUCAAGGUGAACGCUUCAGCUCUGAGUCUCAAGAAGAAGCAGAUCUGGACUUUGGAGCAAGAUGAGCAGGAUGGUCAGGUGGUUUACCUGCGCAGUCAUCUGGGUCGCUACUUGGCCUCUGACAAAGAUGGCAAGGUGAGCUGUGAGGCUGAGAUGAAAGAGAAUGACUGUCGCUUUCUAAUUGUGGCACAGUCAGAUGGUCGUUGGGCCCUGCAGUCCGAGCCACAUCUCCGCUUCUUUGGAGGUUCAGAGGACUACCUUUCCUGCUUUUCUCAGACCAUUAGUGAGGCAGAACUAUGGGCCAUGCAUCUUGCCCUGCAUCCACAGGCCAAUCUGCUCAGUGUAGCCCGCAAACGCUACGCCCACCUGGCAUCCCCUGAGGGAGAGAUUGCUGUGGACAGCAACAUCCCAUGGGGUGUUGAUUCUCUUCUAACUCUUGUGUACAUGGAUGGUAAAUAUUGUCUUAAGACCAGUGACAGUCGUUUCUUGAGCAAUGAUGGGAAGCUCACUUACGAGAAUGCCCGUGGGACAGGUUACACCUUGGAACUGAAAUCAGGCAAGUUGGCCUUCAAGGACUGUGAGGGGAAGUAUCUGGCCCCAAUGGGGCCCACUGGAACCUUGCGUUCCGGACGCUGCUCUAAACCCGGGAAGGAUGAGCUGUUUGAUCUUGAGGAGAGCCAUCCACAAGUGGUGUUUCAGGCCGCCAACAACAGAUUUGUCUCCAUCCGACAGGGUGUGAGUGUCUCAGCCAAUCAGGAUGAUGAGACAGACUUGGAGACGUUUCAAAUGGAAAUUGAUAAAGACACCAGAAAGUGCAAAUUCAGAACUAAUGAAGGGAAUUACUGGACACUUGUUGCUCAUGGAGGCAUUCAGUCAACAGCCACAGAAGCCUGUGCCAACACCAUGUUUGACAUAGUGUGGCUUGGUCGGCGGGUGGCACUGCGAGCCAGCAAUGGAAAAUACGUAUGCACCAAGAAAAAUGGCCAGCUUUCUGCAGUCAGUGACUCUGUGGGUGAGGAUGAGCAACUGGUUCUGAAACUGAUCAAUCGACCAAUACUGAUCCUGAGAGGAGAGAAUGGCUAUGUAUGUCACCACAAAAACUCUAAUACACUGGAUGCCAACCGUUCAGUUUAUGAUAUAUUUACGCUGUAUUUCAAUGAUGGUGCAUACCAUAUUAAAGGUGCUGGUGGCAAGUUUUGGUAUGUGUCCACCGGUGGAUUGGCGUGCUCUGAUGGUGACACACCUGAAGAUUUCUACUUUGAAUUCCUGGAGCAUGGACGGAUAGCUAUAAGGGGCAAAAAUGGCAAAUAUCUGAGAGGAGACCAAGGGGGCAACCUGAAAGGUGAUGGAGAAAAUGCAGACAGCUCUUCCCUCUGGGAAUACUGACACCUUUUGGACAUUUAAGGAACUGUCAUUCACCAUUGUUAAACUUGGAUUUACAGCCGAGAGGCAUCAAAUUUGAACAAUUGAGUUUGAACAUUUGGACAUCUCUGUUUACCAUCAUUCAUUUGAUAUAGAGUCAGUAUUCACCAUUACACAUGUACUCUUACUGUUUCAGGAUUAUUUGCUUAUAAAAAAUGAACUUUUAGAAAAAGAACUGAAUCUUUACCAUAUUGAAUUUACUCACUGUUUCACUGAC
Xyrauchen texanus (razorback sucker) is the source of this 2011-nucleotide messenger RNA. Its product is annotated as fascin-2-like. Gene Ontology annotation, biological process: establishment or maintenance of cell polarity; actin filament bundle assembly; cell migration. Bases 286 to 1758 code for a protein of 490 amino acids. Gene Ontology annotation, molecular function: actin filament binding; protein-macromolecule adaptor activity. The record is from RefSeq and is a predicted model, not a curated record. The transcript is spliced from 5 exons. Lineage: Eukaryota; Metazoa; Chordata; Actinopteri; Cypriniformes; Catostomidae. Gene Ontology annotation, cellular component: cytoplasm; actin cytoskeleton.